Messenger RNA from Aegilops tauschii subsp. strangulata, 966 nucleotides. NCBI's taxonomy places the organism in Eukaryota, Viridiplantae, Streptophyta, Magnoliopsida, Poales, Poaceae. The record is from RefSeq and is a predicted model, not a curated record.
AUGUCAAUCUAUUCAUCUACCCUCCUCGAUUUCUUUUCACGGAACUUCUUAACUAAGCCAUCGCCGGAGGCCACUGCACCCAAGCCCUCAUCAUACGAUGUCAUCCACGCCGGCGAGCACACGUUAAAGGUUGCGGUGCACUCCAUGCUCAAAGAAGGCGAUACCAUGCUCACGUCCGGGCCCUUCAGCGUCGGCGGUCACGACUGGGCUAUCGCCUACUUUCCAAACGGCGACUCCAGGAUUGUCGACGGGCAGUUCACGUCUGUUUUUCUCAAGUUGCUGAGUGCCAGCGAGGACGAGGUCACGGCGACCUACACCUUCAGUCUCCAGGAUCCUGCAUGGUCUGUGACCGGAGAGAAGAACAAACGCGGACCCGCCACCGCGAAGUUCUCGUCCAACCAGCUAGGUUGGGGUACUCCUAAGUUUGUUAGUAAAGCCGCUCUGACCGCGUCCGGGUGCCUCAAGGAUGAUUGCCUGGUGAUCAAGUGCACCGUCAAGAUUCGUUGUCGUGUGCCACCCUCCGAUCUCCACAGCCUUCUUGAUAGCGAGCUCAAGCCGGACAAGACUGUUAAGAUCGGUUGGUUCAAGAGAUUCAAGGUGCAUGGGCGCGUGCUCGCUUCACAGUCUCCGGUCUUUCGUGCCCUGGUGGAGAGCAAGAGAAACUGCAUCCGCGUUGACGAUAUGGAUGUCAACGUCUUCGAGGUACUGCUGCACUACGUGUACAAUGAGACUCUGCCCGACUUCAUGGAGGAGACCACGGAACAUGCUUUAAACAUGGCGCGGCAUUUGCUUGUCGCCGCUGAUCGGUACGAGAUAGGGAGGCUAAAACUCAUAUGCGAGAGCAAGCUUAGCAAGGCUAUAGAUGUCAACACAGUGGGGUUAACUUUGGAUCUUGCAGAGAAACAUAGUUGCCAGCAGCUCAAGGCUUGCUGUCUCAAGUACAUGCUAAGAGAUCAUCUCAGCUAG